UUGCUUCUUCUUGUCAUUGAAGUUUUUUGCAGAUCUCCGAAUCCUCUGCAGCAACAGGGUUAUAGCAGCGCUGGCCUAAGAGAGAGCAAUCAUGACAUCUAUAAGGCGAGUCAAACAUCUCCACCGGCAGCGCACUCCUCACCUCGUGAAGAGCAUAGGAUGCCGUCGAAUAAUAUGUCUCAUCUUCCUCCUAUCAACACUAACUACUCGGCUUCUCUUCCGGCUCCGAUUAGUCGCGCCAACGCACAAAACCCCAACCAAAAUUAUGUCCAGCAGCAAUCCCGUAAUGUGCCGGUGAUCCGAUACAACCCCAGAGGUCCCUCCUCGCCUUCAUCGGUUCCGAAUGGAAAUGUUGGCGGUUACGCGAAACCGCCCAACUACAGUGCCCCGUCAUCUGCUCGCUCUCCGGAAGCAGCCGUGGUUCGACCGAUUGCGCUACAAGUGGAAAAACAUGAUUCCAAUGGAGGACCACUUCGUCUACAUAGCGAACCGCGAUCGACAACGACUACUUUUGGCGUAAUGGCUCCUACUGCAUUUACGCAGGCUUUACAAGCUGCUGCAAAUCAAGAGGCUCGUGUUGUUUUGGCUCCUCCUCGCUCAUCAGGUUUCGAACGAGAGUUGCUGAAUCUUGAGAGAACUAACACGGCGUUGAUGACCAGAGAGGCUGUGAACCAAGAGUUGGAUCGUUUGGAUGCCAAAGGUAUUAAUAUGACUGAGGAUGAAACUAGGCGAUAUAGGGAGUUGCUGAACAUUGCCACAGAACAAUCGCGAACACGAGACGGUAGGAAUGCUGCUGUUGUGGCACCCACUACUAGCUACAGUUCAGCUGAAACGACGAGGUUGUCAGCUGGGAAUCGCACUGAAACCCUAAUCGACGACGUUGAUGUGAGCCCUGGACGGAGUGCGAUGCGGGAGAACAUAUCGCCAGGAGGAUACGAGCGAAAGAGCGUCCAGUUCAAAGACCCUAAAGAUGCAGAAAUGCUAGAUUCUCCAUCAAUUUACGGCACUAACGAGAUCUAUCGAGACUUGCGACAACAGCGGUUAAAUGAGCUA
Cylicostephanus goldi is the source of this 1053-nucleotide messenger RNA. NCBI's taxonomy places the organism in Eukaryota, Metazoa, Nematoda, Chromadorea, Rhabditida, Strongylidae. The record is from the annotation of a GenBank genome assembly.